AUGGUGAACCUCCCAUAUUUGAUAGCACAAAUUAUGCGCAAUUCCACGUUGUUUCUUAUUUUAGGGCUAUGGGUCCUAAAAUAUGAAAAGGGCCCAUAUCCGUACACCACACGGCCCGGCCCACGGUUUCAUCGAGCCACGGGUCGUGUCGACUCCAACUCCGAAGCGACGGCGGCCGUGGCGACCCAAGAAUCAUCGCCGCCGACGGCGGCGGCGGAGGAGGAGGAGAGGCCAUCGCCCUCAGCCGCGCCGGGUCCGCCGAGGGGCCUCGGGGGCUACGCCGUCGGCACCAUCCCGACCCUCGGCUACAUCCCCGGCUUCAUCUCCGGCUCCGAGCAGUCCCAGCUGCUCCACCACAUUUACCAGGCGCCGGCGCCCAAGUGGAAGUCUCUCAAGAACCGGAGGCUGCAGAACUGGGGAGGUGUGGUGCAUGAGAAGGGGCUACUGCCGCAGGCGUUACCUUCAUGGCUAACAAAGAUAACUGACCGAAUCUGUCAAUGGACUGGUUUGUUUCCUUCAGCAAUCAAUCAUGUUUUAAUCAAUGAGUAUCAUCCAAAUCAAGGGAUCAUGCCACACCAAGAUGGCCCUGCCUACUUCCCUGUUGUUGCUAUAAUUUCUCUUGCUUCACCAGUUGUGAUUGACUUCACACCUCAUAAAAGGCUUAAAGGGGAGGAAUUUACAGAUCCCCAAAAUUCACACUCUGGAGAGUCACAGACAGCUACAUCAGAGAGCAAUGGUUCCCAUAAGCUUGAAGGUGCAAAUGAAGCUGAGCCUACUUCUUCAUCACUUCUCCUAAUGCCGUGCAGCCUGUUGGUAUUCAAAGAUCAGGCUUAUACAGACUACCUGCAUGGCAUACAAGAUAAUGAGCUACAUAACCUAGACAAGGUCGCCAAUAUGUCUCAGUCAGAAUUCAAACAUCUAAAUUCUGGUGGUAAUCAGGGGAAGGCAGACGAAUCUUGCAGCCUCAAUCAAAGUGGUGUCUACCGCAGGGCUGCGACGAGGGUCUCGUUAACAUGUCGGCUGGUGUUGAAAGUUCACAAGAAGCUGUUCAAAAUCUAGUCUUUUUUUUUCCUCUAGUUUGUAUUUUUACAAGAAACAGUUUUAGAGUAUUGUAAGAGCUACCUUUGACGGUAUGCUAGUGAACGAAGAUGUGCACGUAGAAACCAGAGGAAAUGGCCGUGCCUGCAGGCAUGUAACCGAUCAUUUUGCAUGUACAGAUGUAAACUUUGUUUGCUUUCCUAAAAGAAUUAGUAAUAUUUUUGGAUGUUGGAA
Messenger RNA from Oryza brachyantha (malo sina), 1272 nucleotides. RefSeq names its product alpha-ketoglutarate-dependent dioxygenase alkB homolog 6. Lineage: Eukaryota; Viridiplantae; Streptophyta; Magnoliopsida; Poales; Poaceae. The record is from RefSeq and is a predicted model, not a curated record. Bases 1 to 1059 code for a protein of 352 amino acids. The transcript is spliced from 8 exons.